Molecule: messenger RNA, 828 nt
Organism: Puma concolor (puma)
Lineage: Eukaryota; Metazoa; Chordata; Mammalia; Carnivora; Felidae
Source: RefSeq, a predicted model, not a curated record
AUGGAUCCCAAUGAAAUGCCUGCUGUGCCCUGCUGCCCCUCCGACUCCCCCACUGGCCUUGAGACCAGAGCCCCAUGGGGGAUCGAACUUGGCCCCAAAAGGACUGUAAGUUGCUGUGCCCGCUGCUACAACCAUGGCCUCAAUGACCAAACCAAGGACCAGGAGCACUCCUGCCCCUUCCAGGCUUGUGAAUGUCACAAGUGUGCCUUCUUCUCGGAUCCCUGCAGAGUCUUGCCUGCUGAGAGUGCCUUGAAGAGGGAGCAGGGGGCAUGCCUAAAGAGGCACCUGACUCAAGGACUGAUAACGAGUGGGGCCUCCCCUCCCAAAGCUCACAGCCAUGUCCAGAAGUUGACCAUUCAAGAAGAAGUCGCGAGCACCCAAGGAGGUCUGCUGAUUGGUCAGGCCCCAAAAUCUUUGUCUCUAUCUUGGACUCCAGCAGCCUUGAAGAUGCAACUCACAACUUCUCUUUCCAGGAAGACCCACAGGACCCCUGCCCUGUCCAGCAUAUGCUCAACUCUGGUCCUCCAGCCGUGUGCCACCCUUGACCCUGUCCUCAUUCCAUUGCAGGGUCCUGAGGCUUCUGACCAGGACUCAGUUUCUGCCUCCUCAGAGUGGCAGCGGAAGCUGGAAGCCGCUGAGGCUCUGCUGAUGCUGAGAAACUCUUCUCAGACAUCUUCUGGCUCCAUCUCCCUGCUCCAGCCCUGCGUGGCAGCAGCUCCUGCUGGAGAUGAAGGACCCCAGCCUUCUAGCUCCUCUCUCCGACCCAGGCCAGCCAGCUCCGUUUCUCUGCCUAUUGGACAUCUGGGGUUUAUCUCCCUCUUGAGCUAG